GGCCCCGAGAAGUUUGUCGGCUGGGUUACAUUAGUGUUUCAAUCACUGUACAUUAGGCACACACACGGCUUCGUGUUGAACCCUCAUACUACUCAGUCAACCGCAAGAUGAAGAAGUCGGGGGAUUUCCUCUCCCUGCUGAACAAUCGCGACCUGCUGAAGACGCCUUCGGGAAGUCCCAUCGUCAACUUCCUGGUGAAGCCGAUGAGUGUAGAGAUGACCACGGCGGACAAGUUGAUAACGAGAGCCAGGCGCCAGCGUUUGAUGGACCUCUUCGAGGAGGAUCGCGCCUGGGAAGCGGCCGAAUUGUCCCGAUUUGGAUUGAGCUGCAUCAAGGCGCCGGAUUGCUAUCCCUGCUGCACUCGGUUCGAGUGCUCCAUGGCUAAGUUUUAGAACACGAAAGUGUCCAAAGGACCCAUAUGUUUAAAUUGAUUAUGUUUAUUUCGGAAUUUUCAGCAUGAAUUAAAUCUUUAAAAUCAUGAAAACAUA
Messenger RNA from Drosophila elegans, 488 nucleotides. RefSeq lists its product as uncharacterized. The coding region runs from base 108 to 392 and encodes 94 amino acids. The transcript has 2 exons. The record is from RefSeq and is a predicted model, not a curated record. NCBI's taxonomy places the organism in Eukaryota, Metazoa, Arthropoda, Insecta, Diptera, Drosophilidae.